Molecule: messenger RNA, 1032 nt
Organism: Ogataea philodendri
Lineage: Eukaryota; Fungi; Ascomycota; Pichiomycetes; Pichiales; Pichiaceae
Exons: 2
Coding region: 1-1032 (343 amino acids)
Source: RefSeq, a predicted model, not a curated record
AUGACCCCCACCACCUCCACCAUGGGAGUGGCCGUGUUCGUGGAACAAGAAAAGACCCGCGAUGUUGGAAACAAGUCCACAGGUACCGACAAUGAGGAUGAGCUGCGGAUUAGUGAUGUUUUGCGGAGAAAUGAAUCUCUGCACGGCUUCGAUGAAAAUGACGUCGAACACCUCAAUGGUGACGGCACUGGAGUCGGUGGCAGUCAAAACACACCAUGCGGCGCCAUCGCUCUCGUCGGAGCUACCGCUCACCUUGUUAAGGCCGUGCGUGCUUGGGUUGAUCUCGCAUGGGUUACCAUUGCACUUGCCUUUGUCGUUGCAGGACAAACGGACACCAAAGGAAGGCUUGUCGUUCUUGAACGGAGAGCCGCUCUCGAAGUAGACAGGGUUCCAGCCGAUCUUGGCAAAGGUGUUUCCGCUGUCGUCCAUGUUGAAACCGGCCACAUAUGGGGCCCAGUUUCCGUAUGGGUUGGAGGUGGAUCCCCACUGGCAUCCGUCCUCGGUGGAAACUCCUGGAGGGUUGAUGUAGAAGUGGGAGGCAGUGCUGGCCCAGUAGUCUGUGCCUGGCACGGCCAAAGUCUGCGACGAGGAGGCGUCCACGUUGGUUGGAAUCAGCAUCUCCUCGUUACCCGGCAGAACGGUUUGGCAGAAAGCAACGUUCUUGGAGGCAGAGUUCUUAGCGGUGGCAGUCUUCUUACCGUCCACACAGUAGUCGCUGCCGGAGAUCGGAGUCUCGAGCUCUCCGUUGUCGUUGCAGUAGAGUCCUCCGUCCUGCGAGCCUGGGUAGCUGUAAGAGGUGACAGAAGGGUUCCACUGAGCCAUCAGCUGGCCUGGAGGACAGGCGUAUGGACAGUAGUUACCUGGUUGGCACGACUUGUCCUGGGCCCAGCCGUCGCCGUUGACGUUGGUGAUCUUGACAAGACCUUUGUCGGUAGGGAACGAACAUUUUCCAGCUCUUUUCUCAUGAGCGUGGUGCGCAUGGUUGUUGACUGGCACACUGGUAGCCAGAACAGCAAGAGUGAAAAAGAUUGA